Messenger RNA from Lentinula edodes (shiitake mushroom), 327 nucleotides. RefSeq lists its product as uncharacterized. Lineage: Eukaryota; Fungi; Basidiomycota; Agaricomycetes; Agaricales; Omphalotaceae. Bases 1 to 327 code for a protein of 108 amino acids. The record is from RefSeq and is a predicted model, not a curated record. The transcript has 4 exons.
AUGGUCAACAAUUCGGACUUGCGUUUGGCAAAGAGCUCUUUGAAUGGUCACAACUCCCAAGGAAUAACACUUGCUCAGCCCGAAAGUCCACUAUCUCGUGGAGAAUCCAGUGGAAUGUUUGAAACCAGGCGACAACACGUCAUGAAUACAGUAACUAUAAACCAAGACGGUUUUGCCCUCAAGCACAUGGACGAGCUAUUGGCCAAGUUGAAAUUCGAAGACAUGAUUGACGAUGAAGUUCAAGUGGUCCCAAGUCCGGUUGUGAAACUUCCUUGGAUUAGUCCACACACCUCUAAACUUCUCAACGAAUCAAAAGUAGAGACUUAA